Messenger RNA from Nipponia nippon (crested ibis), 573 nucleotides. The record is from RefSeq and is a predicted model, not a curated record. Lineage: Eukaryota; Metazoa; Chordata; Aves; Pelecaniformes; Threskiornithidae.
AUGGCAUCAGGUGCCAAAGAGGCUCUGCAGGACAGUGGCUCUGCCACGACAGCUGGCACAAGGCAGCUGCAGCGGGCAGGGAGGCGGGAGGCAGCAGCAGACGGCCCGUGCCCCAUCUGCCUGGAUGAUGUGGACGAUGCAGCCUACAUCGACAUCUGCUUCCAUGCCUUCUGCUUUGACUGCAUCCAGCGGUGGGUUGCCUCAAGAGCUGUGUGCCCACUCUGCAGGCGGCCUUUCAACCACAUCCUGCACAUGGUAAGGGCAGGCAAUGGCUUGUCCCCCCGCCGGCAGAGGACCGCGGCCAGGCAGAGGGUGCGCAGCAGAUCCCCACAACGGCGCUACCACCUGCGCCCAAGGCCCAACAACAACGAGCGUGCUGCUGGGAGGAGGGGGCCUGUGGGGAGUGACCAAGCGGCCUGGAGGGACGCAGCUCCAGGGACCUCCAAUGCCUCCAAUGCCUCCGCCCAGCAGGCUGCAGGGGAGCGCCCAGCCAGCCCUGCCCACACACCUGUUCUCCACUUGGACACGCUGGCACUGCAAGCUCAGAUUAUUGGCUUUGUGGACAUUGAAUAA